This is a messenger RNA of Durio zibethinus, 701 nucleotides long. Its product is annotated as large ribosomal subunit protein bL34c-like. The record is from RefSeq and is a predicted model, not a curated record. Gene Ontology annotation, biological process: translation. Gene Ontology annotation, cellular component: mitochondrial large ribosomal subunit; ribosome. Gene Ontology annotation, molecular function: structural constituent of ribosome. NCBI's taxonomy places the organism in Eukaryota, Viridiplantae, Streptophyta, Magnoliopsida, Malvales, Malvaceae.
GAAAGUGAGAAACACAGAGACAGUGUGCAAUGGCUUCAAUGUCGGUGAUAACAUCACCUCAAUGGCUUACUACUAAAUCCAUAAGAACCCAAAUCCCUUCAGCUUCUCUCACUCUCUUAACAGGUUCAAGGAGAAGAAUUUCCAUCUCUCCCAAUGCAGCAAACAACCCCAAAGCUUGCUCUUCCCUGCUUCACUGCUCCUUUCUCCAUUCUUCCUCAUCUUCUCUCUCUUUCUCUUCUUCUUUUUCAGGUUAUCUUGGGAUGGAUUUUGGUUCAAAUAAUGGGCUAAGGGAUAAGAAAAGGCGAGUCCUGGUGGUUAGAGCUGGAAAGGCUGCCCUUUGUCAAACAAAGAGGAAUAGGUCUCGGAAAUCUUUGGCUCGAACUCAUGGAUUCCGUAGAAGAAUGAGAACCACUAGUGGGAGAGCUAUAUUGAAACGUAGACGUGCUAAGGGUCGGAAGGUCCUUUGCACCAAAUCCAAUCCAAACAGUGGGAAGCGCUAAGCUGUUUCUUUUGUUUCAGUGUGCAGUAAUCCAUGAAUGUGAUUUUUUUUUUUUUAAUGAUGUUUAAAGGAUAAUUUAGGCAAAACUUAGUCAUUGCCUCUUUUGUUGGUUCAAUUGUGCAAUAUUUGUUGAUUGAAAUUCACAUUUUAAUGGUUAUAUUCGACUAAUUGCUGUUGUCUAAUAGUUACUUGGUAGUACUGA